AUGGCUGUAAUGACUGAUAAUUGUCGAAGAGUAAAGAAGAGUCCGCCAAUCGUGAAGAACAUGCCAGUCACUGAUUCAACCAUCAACGGUGAUGGAUUGGCAGGAAACACAUUGGUUAUUUCCGGUGAUAACAGCGAGGUGGGGGUCACAGAUUUGUAGACGUGCCUUUGCAAGAGACGGACGUUGCAGGUUCUCGCGUGCGCGACGGUUAUCAUUCCCGGCAAAGAGUUGAUGCAUGCCUCAUUCCACGAGGAACCGAUCGAAGGACACGUUCACAUCAUUCCGAUCAAGAACAAUGCGGUAAUGAUAGGGUUUUAAAGCGAACAUUUCAUGAAAACCAAUUAUUUCAGGUUCGAUUGGUUCCUGAUCUUAAGUACAUGGCUAAGUUUGAUUACGUGGAACCGGAGAAGAAAAUAAUGACAUGGGCGUUCGUGGAUUCCUGUGAAAAUGCAAAAGAUUCGGUGAAGCACUCUGAUUACAGUGAAGUUGGAGUGGAUUCCAGAGCAACGUUUGUUUACAGUGAGCAUUUCUCAGCACUCACACGAUAUUGAAUACUAGAAUUGCAGCACUGCCCGAUAACUGUACAUUGGCAGCACUUGCCUUAUUGCGAGAAGAAAAAUUGUUCGCUUGUGCUGACAUUGUUAAUGUCGAACCAAGAACUCUCAAAUCUCUCGAUGUUACCUUACGACAGAAUCAUUACUUUGAACCUGUAAUUGGAUUGAAGUCCCCUCCAAAAGAACUUCACAUCCGAGAUGAUUGUUUGGAUAUUUCCACUGAAAUUGUACACAAAAGUUAUCUUUCUUAUUACCCUUCAGUUAACAUUUUCGGAUCAGAAUCUAUCAUGCUGAAGGUGGAACUAUCAUCAUCAUUCGUUCAUGAAGAGAAAUGAUAAAAGUUCAGAGUUUGGUUCUGCGUGGUUCCUGUAGUGCUCUCCGACCUCAAUUUGCUCGACCUGCCGCAAUAGCCAACUUUAUUCACCCAAUUAUUGGAAGGUAAUCGCCCAAGCAAAUGUUUUUUUGAACACUUUUUCGUAUAGAAUAGCACUGGUAGAUACUGAUGACAAGAUUCUCCUGACUGGUGAGGUCCGCAACAUUUUUGAUGAAAUGGCAACUCGAGCAACCGUCAUGGUAGGUUCCUACGUCAUUUUUUUUGUCAAUUUAUGCUUACAGAUUUCCAACAAAACAGCAGAAUCUACAUCGUGUAUCCAUACUACUUGUGAAAGUUGUCAUAUCGUCGAGGAUGCGGCCGUCGUCGUGGGGAAAAAUGAAGCUGCUGUUACGAUGACAGGCGUCUUCAACUGGUUCAAUAUCUCCGAAAUGCGAUCCGCUAUAAUUGAUCUCGAAUGGAUUAAAGUAUGCGCCAACUUGACUAUUCUACCCUCUGGAGCACUGACGAUGCAUGCAAUGGUCAAACGAUUGGCUCCUUUCUCUUCGUCCACUGUUGCUUCCGUUGUUGCUUUGGAAUAUCCGGCAAACAAUUACACCGAGGUUGAUUACAAAUGAAUCAUAAUGCAUUUCUUGAGUUUUCAUUCCAGAUACUGAUCAAUAAGAAGCAGAAGUUUUCCGAUGUUCAAGCUCAUUUCCGUCCGUUAGAUCGUAGUAUCACAACAGGGCCACCGUGCGGGGAACAAAACCUGGGCGGUGUCACAAAAGUGACGUGGAUUGAUGAUUUGAAGAAAAACCUCAUAAGCGCUGAAAAUGACUCGAGUGUGAUAUUUGAUGAGAACCUUGUAUCUGGAGCCGCAAGCAUGCUCGGCACCUCUAUUCUUCUCAAAGAAGGAAAGGAUGUGUUCUGUGGUCAUUUUGAACCACCGAGUGAGAGAACUGUUGCAUUUGCCGAAUUCGGUCAUCCAUUUGAUGGCUACAUAAAAAUGGUUUGCCUCUUUUAAUAUACUUUAUUGUGAAAACGUACGUUUUCAGACACAAUACGCCAGCUCGAACUGGGAAUCAGGGUUUCCCACAGAAGUAUAUUAUUCGUUGAAAUACAAAAAUCAAAGUGAUCCAGAAGUUAAUCCAGUAAAACUUUCCCAAAAUUUUAACAAAUUUCUCGAAACUCGGCAUUUUCCAGGAAUCAGUGUUGUGGGAAAUAGUGAGUGAUCAAAAUUUGACCUGCAGCACAGCAGUGCUGUUCAAUCCAUUACAAGUUAACGUGAGUUUCCUAUUCUCAUCCCAUCAUGUUCAUCAUAUUCACCCAUUCCAGGAAUCUGAAUGUACUAGCGAGAGAUACGAAUUUUGCCCGAUCGGAAGCGCUGCAAACCGCUCGAAACCGCUGCUAAUGCAUGCGCGCUGGCAUCUAACUGCUCAGAGCUUUCCGCUUUCCGGCCCAUAUUCAGGUUUGUGUCUUAGGAAUUCGAAGCACGUGAAAUAUUCAUCGAAUGUUUACGUCUUCACCCGUUUAAUUGCAGUCAUCGGAAAGACACUCCGACUACGAUCAAUUAAAAACCGAAAUCAGAUUGGAUGUUACAAAGUGAAAAAAGUUUCUGAGGUACAGACAGACACAAUAGACGUUGAAAGCAAAUGAAGAAUUGAGGAAGUAACGGUGAUUUUUUCAGGCAACAUUCCGUUGGGUGGUUUACACCAAUACUUCUUUGUCUACUGUACAACAGAGAAUUUCAAAGAGAACAGGAGUUCCAAUUUACAAAGUGAACACUAAGGGAACAAACUUUCAAGGAUUUACUUGUUUUUUACAGAUUGAAGUGGAUUAUACCAGGGAGCUUUACAUGACGAGGUGCACGAUAUUUAGGAUAACGAUAUUGGGUACUGGAAAAAUGUUUUUUUAAGUUUCAUAGAUCGGUUUGCAGAGGAAGAUGAGAAACUGGAACAGAUCCUGGACUCUUUCGACGUUGGCGCUCGGAAAUUUAACAAUGACACGGAGCUCGUUUGCGGUGGGACGGAAGUCAUUCCGAACGAAUCUUCAGACGCCAUUUCCCAGAACAUCAUCACCACUUCAUUCUCUACCCAUUUUGCACUCAAAAGUCUUUUACUGAUCCCACUGGUUCUUUAUUAUCUGUAAUUGUCUUGACAAGUGUGUGGUUCAUCAAAUACGUGUAUAACUACGUUUUUAAUAAUGAUAUGUUUUCGUUUUGAGCCUAAAUAAAAUCUGUAAAUAAAUAGAAAUAUACGUAUGAAAUCGCGUUCGUAUAACGCGAUUAGAAACUUCCGGCAAGCAUCUCUCUCGGCUUCCUCUGCUAUCUUAGGGCCUCGAUGAGUGGCUCCUUAACGAUCAUUCAAACGUAAUUCCACCUGUUUGUUGAAUGACUCGCGUGAGUGGAUUCGUUGCGGUUCUUUUUCUCAAUUCUUUUUCGUAUGGGUGGUUUUGAUUUCUCCAUUUCUUCAUUUCCAAUCACCUAAUCACACAGUUGGUUUGUGAGAUUUUAUCCCUCCCACGAUAAUAUCAGAGCGCACGAGUCUUGACAUUUCGCAACACACACACAUACUCACCGCGUGUAUACAUGCCGUUACCCUAUUACCAAAAAUGAUAUCCUAUCGGUUUUCGUGGAAUUUUUGAGCGGAAUUCAUCAAGUUUGGGUGGCUGAAUGUCACACGAAUAGGAAGCAGUAAGCGGCACAUAAAUUGACCGUGUGUGAGAAAGAGAAAGAGAAGGCAGGAGAACCACCCGCCGUCCUUCUGGCCCCAACAACCAUUUCCUGUCGCCUCGAAAACUAGCAAUAUGUUUCUUGGGGCUGAGAAGGUGCGUGGGGACUCAACUGCCACUUUCCCUCCUGAACUAUUCUGCUCGUUUUUUUUUCUCUGCCAAAGAAUAGCUAGUAGUCACACUUUCACCGCUUCUCGUCGAGCAUUUCAAAGAUUCUUCAUCAUCAAUAACACGGAAAAUGUUAUUAUUAUACUCCCUCGUGACACUGUUCCCUUCGAAAAUAGCUAAAUGAACGUGCGUUACGUCUGCCUCUAUUCUCGUCGUCUACACUGAGCAUUCUGAUUAGCCGGAAUUGGAUGCCAACUCCGUUUCGCCGCGGCUUGGCUUCUAAUUAGAUCUCAUUAGUGCACCUGGAUGAAAUAAGCAUGCCCUUUUGUUGGCCAGAUGUCUCUUCCGUGCAGGAACAACCAAUCAGCUUCCUCUUUUCCCUUUUCAUUAAAAUUCUAUUCAGCUUUCUUUUCAAAAAAAAACUACUCACUCUGUCGGCUAGCUCUGUCGGGUCAUUCUAGUGAAAAAGCGCUCAAUUUUAUAGGUUUCGCAAUUGAAAUUCGCCGAGUGGACACUGGGAGUGGUGUCCCCCUUCUGUUCCAUUAGAAGGCCACCUUUGCGCAGCAUUCACCUGGUUACUUAGCGACGCGAGCCGUCUAUUAGUGACGCUAGCAGGGAGUGGACACCAACUCGGGCACAAUAUAAAGCUUGACCCCUACGUGCCCCCUUGAUAUUCGGCCCUUUGGAGGCCGGAAAUGUGUUCCAGUUGGCUGUUUUGGCUGUUCUUGUCACUUUUCUAUACGUUCGCUACUGCUCAAAACAGCAGUUGUGCAGGUAUGUUCCUUUAUCAGUUUAUUUCUUUAAAUAUGUGUUUCUUGUAGGAACCACAUUAUUGAACGCAACGCGAGAAGUUCAAUAUUUGACAACGCCAAACUAUGAGAGUAGUCACAAGUAUCCGCCUUUUUUAGACUGCAAAUUUGUGAUAAAAGCUCCGGAUAAAACUAGACUUGUAAUUGAGAUUAUUGAUAUGGAAAUGGAACCUCGAAUAUUUGAUGAAUGUGCUGAUUUCAUCAAGAUUACGGAUGGUAAGGGCUUGCUCUUGUUUGUAAAUUGUGGAUGUAGUAGAAGUGUGUAUAGCUUAAGAAGCCCUGGCCAUUUGAAAUAACAUGUUAUGCUUGGUUCGCCGUGAGAAAGCUGAAGACGCGGACGUGAACAUCAUCCUUUUGUUCGCUAAAGAAUAGGAUCAUUCGCACUGACCAAAACCACAUUUUGUUGUGAAUGUACUUCUCAUCAGAAAAAAAAUUUUUCAGAUAAAGAGUCAGAGAGAAACUCAACCAAGGUGACCAUUUUGUGCGAAAAUUUGAAGAAUCAACAGGUAUAAUAAGGGACCAAGACUUAAACUUGAAGUGACUCAAACUCAAACAUUCAGAUCAUUUCAUCAUGGAACAACCUCGUCAUAAGUUUCCAAUCGGAUGAACUUGUCGAGUACCGAGGUGCUCGAAUCAGUUACCGCUUCCAUGGUAAGUUACCCAUUGCAAAGUCUAUGUAUCUUAUAGUUCUAAUCAUCAGAUUUAACAACUUGUCCGCCUGGAUGGACCGAGAUAUCUGAUGAAAAUUGUGUGAGGUUCGAGUCCGAUCAGAAAGUAGAUUGGAUUCGGGCACAGGUGAACUUUAUAAGUGGUCUUUCUGACUCUUUGUGGUUUUUUUUAGACUCGAUGUUUGGAACAACAGAGCAAUUUGGUACUGAUUGAUUCUAGCGCAAAGACAGCCGAACUCGAUGGUUUUGAAAUGUAGCGCAUGCAAUGACAUCAUCAUAACUUGCAGGUCUUAUUGAAAGUGUCCCAAGCAAACUUUGGAUAGGAUAUACGGAUUCUGCAUCGGAAGGGGUCCUGACAUCAGUUGCUAAUAAAGAAGCAACAGUCCUCCCCAAGUGAGAAAUGAACUGUGUUCAUCAAUUUCAGCAUUUCUCUUUUCAGCCGUAAUCCUUCCACGUUGAAAGACAACAAUGAUGACAACGAUUGCAUGACUUUUCAGUUUGGGGACAACAGUCCAUAUAGACUGGAUAGCUGCGCGUCUUACCAUGGUUAUAUCUGUGAAAUGAAGAAAGAUGGCACGUCCGUCCUCUAUGAUCCACCAAUUGAAUCUAUAAGAGAUGGAUCGUAUUCCCAAGACUAUAGCUUCACAUAUUUGCUGCUUUUCCUCAUAGGAUUAUUGUUUUUAGCAAUAAUUCUGUGCUUGUGUUACAGUGAGUUCAUAAUUGACUUGAUCUCGUCUCAUUUUAUUGUUUUCAGUGUGUUGGAAACAGAAAAUCGAUGCAAGAAUUCAUACGGAAUCAUCGACUCAACAAUACGCUUUUGUGACUGACGCAUCUCAACAUGUGGAGCAGGCAAGAACAUCAACAACUGGUGGAUCGCCAAGUAUGUUUAUUUCCGAAUCCUUUUUUUCCAAUUUUAUCACUUCAGCUGAUGUAACUAUGCCCACUAACUCAACCGAAGCAAGAGUUGUCCGAGAUGCGCGAAACUCCCCUGUGCCCAUUCCAGCUGAAAACAACAGGCAACCAAAAAGAUUCCCUAUGGCUCCAGUGCCAAACAGAUUGCCGGUUGCGGAGCACAACUCGGAGACUGAACACAUUAUGGAAACGAGCAUUAUGGCGGCAGGUGGACUUGCUCAUCAAGGCGACGAAUCGGUCAGUGCCGCUCCGAAACCACAACCGAGAACGUUGCCUCCAAUGCCGACAAGAGAAGGAACUUUCCAGAGUAUCAACACCAGGUACCAGGAUUGCCUAGGAUUCCGCACAAGUAAAACUUUUCAGAGAUGGAAGCACAAUGCGAACAAGACGGAACAAUCAACUGUUUGAGCGACCAGUCAUGCAUGUUCUUGACAAUGUUUCAGCCAUUUCUUUGGACGAGUUCUGGAGUAACAAAAAAUCCUGA
Molecule: messenger RNA, 6575 nt
Organism: Caenorhabditis sp. 36 PRJEB53466
Lineage: Eukaryota; Metazoa; Nematoda; Chromadorea; Rhabditida; Rhabditidae
Source: the annotation of a GenBank genome assembly